AUGAUAGAUCUUGGAGGAAACCUUAGUAGUGGAAUAGUUUCUCUCACCACCGCCACUCAUCCUCACUCCCUUGAUUUUGUCCACCGUGCCUCCGACCGCAUUUCGUCCUCUCUCUUUUUCUUAUCUCAGCCUCUCAACAAAUCCCACAAAUCUGAUUCCGCCGCCGUGACCAGCGUUUCGUUUUCGUCGACUUCGAGAGUUCRCGGCYGAAGAACCCUCCGAGUUAAAUCUGGGCUUAUCGAUCCCGACGGUGGGAAGCUAGUGGAGCUUGUGGUGUCAGAGCCGCGACGAAGGGAGAAGAAACACGAAGCGGCAGAUUUGCCGAGAGUGAGAUUGASRACGAUCGAUUUACAAUGGAUGCACGUUUUGAGUGAAGGUUGGGCAAAUCCACUUCGUGGGUUUAUGAGGGAAUCUUAG
Molecule: messenger RNA, 417 nt
Organism: Arabis nemorensis
Lineage: Eukaryota; Viridiplantae; Streptophyta; Magnoliopsida; Brassicales; Brassicaceae
Source: the annotation of a GenBank genome assembly